Messenger RNA from Coccidioides posadasii C735 delta SOWgp, 690 nucleotides. RefSeq lists its product as uncharacterized. Gene Ontology annotation, biological process: regulation of DNA-templated transcription. The record is from RefSeq and is a predicted model, not a curated record. NCBI's taxonomy places the organism in Eukaryota, Fungi, Ascomycota, Eurotiomycetes, Onygenales, Onygenaceae.
AUGGCUACCUCCAAGAGCAACCCACUCCGAAUCGGAGUUCUGAUCAGCGGCUGGGUGCAACUCCUAGACCUCGCCGUAAUUGACCUCUUCGCCAUAAUGUCCCCCGGAUAUAUCAAAACCUGCCAUCUCCCACAGUCUAUCGUCGACCUAGCCGUACCUUUAAAAAUCCACUACAUCGGCGCGUCAUCGGCGCCUGCAAACCUAUCUGCGAAUGUGUCCAUCAAUCUCACUGACACCGUCUCUUCUCCCUCCGUAUCCCCGGGAAAUCUUGACAUUCUCAUGAUUCCAGGCCCGGAUCCGAACCAGGUCCCCUCUGACGACCUCAAGACGUUUGUCCGAGAGCAUCACGAUGUCGGAACCACGAUCCUUAGCAUAUGCACUGGCUGUAUAGUAGCGGCACAUGCGGGUAUUCUCAACGGCAAAAGGGCCACUGGGCCUAGGAUUAUGAUUCCAGGACUGCGCGAACAAUUUCCAAAGGUGAAAGAGUGGGAUGGUUCGUGCAGGUUUGUCAAGGAUGGGAAUGUUUGGAGCAGUGGGAGCAUAACCAAUGGAUUUGACCUUGCCAUCGCAUAUUUGCGCGAAAAUUAUCCCGCACCCCUUGUGGACGUGGUAUGUGACCUGUCUGAAGUCGCAGACAGGCCAUCUGAAUAUGUUUCGGGCCUGAGGUCAGAAUUUUUUGGAAAGUUAUGA